Molecule: messenger RNA, 1466 nt
Organism: Aspergillus uvarum CBS 121591
Lineage: Eukaryota; Fungi; Ascomycota; Eurotiomycetes; Eurotiales; Aspergillaceae
Exons: 2
Coding region: 6-1466 (486 amino acids)
Source: RefSeq, a predicted model, not a curated record
CCACCAUGUUCAUCCCCUACAACCCCACCGAGAUGCAACCGGGCAAAUCACGUCGACCCGUCCAUGCCCUGGUCGCCGCCCGCGCCGCCCAGCGCCGCCAACAGCACCAGUCCCCACGGUUCCAGCGUGGCUUGAGCACAUUCGUGGUAGAGCCCGAGCAAGACCCGAAGUCUCGCGAUGAUCCAGACCAAGAUCGACGCCGACGGCCCGUGCAGCGCAUUUCCGAUCGAAGGCCUCCGAGCCUGAGCCCGAUCGGCACGGGGCGGUUCUACCCGCUGGCGACCCCGGCCUCCAAGGGGCCCUGCACCGCCCGCGCGCUCUCUUACUACUUCGACAUCCUCCUCCCGCACGACUCGCAAGUCCUCAGCCACGCCCCCGCCCAGCGCCAGACCUACGGCUCCGUCUUCCUGCACUGGUCCGCCCACCACGACAUCAUGCUGCACGGCCUCGCCGUGUUCGCGCUGUGCACCCUCGAGUCCCAGGCCGAGGAUCUCUCCCCGGCCUCCGAGCAGCUGCACGCGGCCGCUCUCUACCACCGGGGGCGCCUCCUCACCGAGAUCCAACACACCCUGGCCACGGGCCACGUCACCGACCUCCUCAUCUCCGCCCUGACCCUCCUGGUCACGGUGGACGACUACCUCUCCAACGUCGCCUACAGUCGCGCCCACACGGCGGGCUUCGAGGCGGUGAUCCGCGCCCGCGGCGGGGAAGCGCAGGUCGGCUCGUCCGUACCCGCCAUCAGCCAGGACCUGCGGAUGGCAGCGAACGUCGCCCGGAGUCUGUUGGUCCUGCACAUGCAGACCUCCCUUUCCUCCCCCCCCUCCCCCUCCUCACAAGCAGAAUCACUCUCUCCCCCACCUUCAUACCCCCCCACCUUAGACACCUACAACCUGAACCAGAGUCUCGAUAUCCCCAAAGGCUUCGCCACCCUCCUCACCCAAAACCGCAUCACCCCGGCCUCCCUCUCCAUCCUCGCCAGCUUCCACGACUGGCACGACCGAUACCUACUGGUGGACGACCCCAGCAACAUCCCCGUGUGGCGGCACAGCGCCUCCCACCCGUUGAACCCCGUCGAGAAAUGCAUCUUCGUGGCCCUGCUGUGUCUCGCCGACGACGUCAGCCACAUGGGGCUCCACCCGGCCGCCGUGAUCUUCCGGCAACCGAAAAGACGGGCGGAGAUGCUGUUGGCCGUUCCGAGGCUGUGGACGGACGUUGUGCUGCGGGACUGUUUGGUGUGGUUGUGGAUGGUGAUUACCACGCCGAGGAAUCGGGGGUUGACGCCCGUGCGGGUGCAGCGGGGGUUGUGGGACCGAAUCAUCAAGGAGGUGAGGGGGGAUUUAAGGGGGUGGGGGUGGGCGGAGGUGGAGAGGGUGUUGAGGGGGUUUGUGUUUGAUGGGAGGAGGGCGGGGGUUUGGGAGGGGACUUGGUGGAGGAUGGUGCGUGGGGAUGGGGGGGUUGAGGGGUGA